Messenger RNA from Brugia malayi, 606 nucleotides. RefSeq lists its product as uncharacterized. The record is from RefSeq and is a predicted model, not a curated record. The transcript is spliced from 5 exons. Bases 1 to 606 code for a protein of 201 amino acids. Lineage: Eukaryota; Metazoa; Nematoda; Chromadorea; Rhabditida; Onchocercidae.
AUGAGUCCACUUAUACCUGUCGCAAUUUCGUGUCUUGCAAAUGGUGUGUGUGGUCCCGGUUUUGGCACUUGUCAUUCUCAGAUUCAGCAACCACAAUCAACAUGUCAACCAGCCUGUGGCCCGGGAUAUCACUGCGGUCCAUACGGUUGUACACAGUUGCGAGCACGAGCUCGUGGCGCAAACCUUUUCCAACCAGAUAUAGAGAGUGAGGAUUCAAAAAGUCCCGACCAGCUGUUCAUGGAGUGCUGUGAAAGAAGAGGACUCCCAAAAGCUUGCUUGCAAAAGUGCUCAAUUCAAGAUUACACCAAAGAUGCGUUGGUAAACAUGUAUUUUAAUCGCGAUCCUUGUCCAGUCUCGGCUGCUGCAGAAAUACAAUUCUGUGCUGCACAAGGACGCGAUCACCGUCAGUGCUGUGCUCGAAAUGGGGUCGGAACAACAUUGGCCGGUGAUAAGUGCUUGAUAUUCUGUGACCAACGUCCAGGCAACGUCACACAACUGGACUAUAGCUAUUUGAUUUGCUAUGAUCGUUUUGAGAGUAUCAAAAACUGUUUUUGGCAUGACAUGAUGGCGCAGAACUCACUGCUACGAUCUUCACGACAUUUUUAA